AUCCAACGCUGUACAGCCUCGUUACACGAUGUCCAACGUCAAGACACUCGCCUCUUGCAUCUUCUGCAAGAUUGUCAAGGGCGAGAUCCCCUGCUUCAAGCUCCUGGAAACGGACAGCAUUCUCGCCUUCAUGGACAUCGGGCCCAUUGCCCGUGGCCACUGUCUCGUUAUCCCCAAGUACCAUGCUGCCAAGCUGACUGACCUCCCGGACGACCAGAUGGGCGACAUUCUGCCCGCUCUAGCUAAGAUCGCCAAGGCAGCGGGUAACGAGAAUUACAACGUGCUGCAGAACAAUGGGCGUCCCGCGCAUCAGCAGGUGGACCACGUUCACUUCCACUACAUUCCCAAGCCCAGUGCCGACGACAAGGAGGGCCUUGGCGUGGGUUGGCCCGCGCAGAAUCUGCCAAUGGACGAGAUCAAGAAGAUCUAUGAGGAGGUCAAGGCCAAGCUUGCGUAGGCGAGAAAGGUCAAGUUCUGUGAGAUAGACGGCAGAAAGCAAACAAGCAAUGCAUGUAGUGCGGAGGCU
This is a messenger RNA of Cutaneotrichosporon oleaginosum, 526 nucleotides long. RefSeq lists its product as uncharacterized. The record is from RefSeq and is a predicted model, not a curated record. NCBI's taxonomy places the organism in Eukaryota, Fungi, Basidiomycota, Tremellomycetes, Trichosporonales, Trichosporonaceae. Gene Ontology annotation, biological process: nucleotide metabolic process. Gene Ontology annotation, molecular function: catalytic activity.